AUGAAUAAUAUCGAUGUGAAUCUUAAAAACAUGGGACAAAAUGAAGUUUCUGAUACAGAUACAUCAACCGAACCAAGUUCUAACAAAUUGCCAACAAAUGAAAAUGACAAUAUGGAAGAAACUGAUGAUCCAUUAAAUGAAUAUCGGCAAGUAACAAAUGAAACAUGUUUACAGUCAGUGCUUCCAGACUAUCCUGUAACUGUGCAAACUUCUGAAAGAGGUUCUUUGGGAAAUGAAAUAUAUAAUAUUGCACCUGGCGAAAAGAGACAUCCAGUAUCAAUUAUGACUGACAAGAAAUGUGAAGAACUUGCGUUUCCAAUAUUAUUUCCAAAAGGACGAUUUGGUUAUUUGGAAGAAAGAAAAAUUAAACUAACAUCUGUUAAGUACUUUAAUGCUAGACUUCUACAUUAUAGUGGACGAUUUGCUACAAAUUCUGAAUACUUGCAAUUGUUCUUUGCACAAUUUGUGAUUGAGCAGAAGAAAGUUUCGGAUAGCAUUAAUAUAGCUUUGAAAAAGAUCCAAGGCCAACCUCUUACUGCUUCCCAAAUAGAGUCUGAUGUAAAUAAAUUGAAAAGUUUAGUUUGUCAAGAUCAAGCAUACUUAUUCUUAAGGCAAAUACCUGGCACUCCACCAUAUUGGCAAAAAUUUAUGUAUGAAGUUAUCGCAAUGGUAAAACAACUUGGCAUUCCAACAUAGUAGGUAGAACACAAGGCAAAAAUUUAACUGAGGAGCAAGUUGCUGCUUUAUCUUAUGUUGAAAGAUGUCAAAUGCUAAAUGCUAAUCCUGUUGUUGUUGCAAAGCAUUUUCAGCACAGAGUGGAAACAUUUUUUAGUGAGGUACUUCUCAGUAAUAUUAAUCCUAUAGGGAAAAUAUCUUAUUAUGCUCUUCGUAUUGAGUUUCAAAUGAGAGGAUCUCCUCAUUUGCAUGCAUUAAUAUGGACGUCUGACUGUCCUAAACUUAGAUCUGAGAGCAAAGAUGCUUAUGUGGAGUAUAUUGAUAAACACGUACAAGCAAACCUUCCUGAUGAAAAUGAUGAACCAGAAUUAUAUGAGAUGAUAAAAAUGUAUCAAAAACAUAACCAUUCAAAAACGUGCAGAAAAUAUAAAAAUGUUAGCUGCCGCUUCAAUUUUGGGCAAUUUUUUACCAAACUAUUGUGGCUGAACCUCUGGAUCAGAAUCUAGAUGACGAAAGUAAGAGCAGUUUAUUAAAUAGACGUAAGGAAAUACUGUGUUCAGUUAAACAGAAAAUUGAUGAAGUGUUGAAUCCAUCAAAAGAAAACUAUGAUGCCACUUUGACAGAGACAGAUAUUCUAAAUUCAAUUGGUAUAAGUGAAGAUGAAUAUUACUGGGCUUUAUCUACUUCUCCUGAUUCUGACUUUGACUUACAUCUUAAAAGACCUGUAGACAGCUGUUUUAUUAACAAUUAUUUUGUCGCUGGUGUUAAGGGAUUUGCAGCAAAUGUUGAUUUACAACCAGUUUUUAAUCACUACAAAUAUAUAACAUAUGUUUGCUCAUACUUUACAAAGGAUGAAACAGAAUGUUCACAGGCUAUAGGUAAUGCAGCAAAAGAAGCUAAAUCAUCCAACAUGAAUGUUAGAGAUGGAUUAAAGAAAAUUGGAGCAGCUUUUCUCUCUAAAAGAGAAGUAAUCGCCCAAGAAUGUGUUUAUAGAUGUAUGCAUAAAUUGUGGUUAAGGAAAAUAUUCCCAGGAACAGUUUUUGUCAAUACCAAUUUACCCGAGAAAAGGGUGUUUGUAACCAAGACUAAAAAUGAGCUAGAUAAACUUGAUGAUGACAGUACUGAUAUAUAUAAAUCUAAUAUAAUUGAACGUUACAGUUUAAGACCAAAAGCAAUUCCUGCUGUUGAUAAACUAUUCUACUACAUAGACUAUAGAACAGACUAUGCUGAGACAAAUGACUCCCAACCUGAUGUUUUAAAUGAUAAUCUACUUGAGUCACAUAACUUGACAGAAGAUAGAGAACAAUGUCUUCCUCCUAAAAUAAAAUUAAUGAACAAAAAUGAAUACAUGAAGAGUAGAAAGGUUAAACGUGUUCUAAGGUAUCACACACCAAACAAAACAAAAUAACCUGAAUUAUAUUUCCACCAUUUGCUUAUGUUGUAUUUUCCAUGGAGAGAAGAAACGGACCUUCUAAGUUCUGAUAAAACAUCUACAUUUUAUGAACCUGGUGUUCAAGCUGUUGUUGAACAAAACAGGGCAGAAUUUGAACCUGAUGCAGAUGCUAUAACUGAGGCACUCGAAGCAAUGAGAAAUAAUGAAGGAAAUAUUGUUCACUCAUAAGAUUCCAUAAAUAUCAGGAAAAUUCAGAUCUCAAAGAUGAUACACCAAUUUUCUCAGAUCCUAACGAGUCCUUCAAUGAACAACAGCCUUCACAUCUUGACCCUACACAGUCAAAUCAGCAUUCAUCUGGAAUAAUUACUUACCAUAACCAACCAUCUGAAAUUUCUGAUGAUGAACUAUGGCAGUCUGUUAGAUCCUUAAACCCAGAACAACGCUGUGCAUAUGAUAUGGUUCUCUCUUGGUGCAGACAGUUAAUAAAAAACAUGAAUAAUUUAAAACCUGUUGAGGUAAAACCAAUCUAUCUAUUUCUAACUGGAGGUGGUGGUGCAGGCAAAAGUCACCUGAUUAAAACAAUAUAUCAUACAGCAGUUAAGACCUUUAGACAUCCUCAUUUUAACCCAGAGUUAGCAACUGUUCUAUUGUUGGCACCAACAGGUGUUGCAGCGAUAAAUAUUGAUGGAAUAACAGUUAAUACAGGGCUUCUCAUUCCAAAAGAAACUGGUGAUUGCCUUCGUGGAAUGUCUGACCAGAAAAAAACACAGUACAGAAUCUCUUUAAAAGAUCUAAAACUUAUAAUUAUAGAUGAAAUUUCUAUGAUUGGGAACAUAACACUAUUGCAUGUCCACCAACGAUUGAAAGAAAUUUUUGGUAUGUCAUCAACUGACAUAUUUGCAGGCAUUAGUAUCAUAGCUGUGGGUGAUCUAUACCAGCUUCCUCCAAUUAAAAAGAAUGCAAUUUUUGAUGAUUACAAAAACGAAACUCACAAUCUUUAUCAUCCAUGGGGUGUCUUCAAAAUGGUUGAACUUACAGAAAUCAUGAGACAAAAAAAAUGAUAAGGCAUUUACUGAACUUCUUAAUAGAAUUAGAACAGCUUCGCAUACAGAGGAUGAUAUUAAAGUUAUUCAGUCAAGAUGUACAACAACAUCUGAUCCUAACUAUCCAUCCGAUGCCCUUCACAUUUGGGCUGAAAAUACUCCUGUGAAUGAACAUAACCAAAAGAAACUAGAAACAAUUCAAUCACCGCUAUUUCUUCUGAAAGCAAAAGAUCAGUAUCCGAAAAAUGUCAAUAAACAAGAUAUAGAUAGAGUUUUAGCAAGAGGGCGUUCUGAAAUAUGUGGACUUGAUUUUGAAAUUCAUAUUAAAGAAGGUGCCAGAGUAAUGCUCACUACAAAUAUCAAUAUACAAGAUCGACUUAUCAAUGGACAAAUGGGGACUGUAGUUAAAAUUCAGGUAAACGGAAGUAAUAUACCAAUUAUCCUAUAUAUAAAAUUUGAUGAUGAAAAUGCUGGGAAAACAAUGAUUAACACUAGUGCCAACUCUUUUGCCAGAGAAAAUCAUCUUGUACUUAUUGAGCCUGUUUUAGCAAAAUUCAAAGUUAGACCAGGUAAACCUUCUUCACCUGAAAUUCAGAGAAUACAGUUUCCUGUUGCACUUUCAUGGGCAUGUACUGUUCAUAAAGUUCAGGGUCUUACUCUUGAAAAUGUUGUUGUUAGCUUAGAGUUGAAUAAACAAAGAUCUUUCAAUUAUGGCCAGAUCUAUGUAGCCUUAAGUCGUGCUACGUCUUUACAAGGUUUACACAUACUUGGAGAAAUACAAAGUAAACACAUAAAGGCAAAUCCAAAAGUUCAUAAAGAAUAUGAGAGACUUCGAAAUUCCUGCUUAAGAACUUUUACUAAACACAAAUCCUCCAACAGCUCGUUUGUAACCAUAUCACUGUUGAAUAUGAGAUCUCUAAGAAAGCAUAGUAAUGAUAUCAAGUUACAUUUGCAGUUGUUUCAUUCUGAUGUCCUUGCAUUUACUGAAACACAGCUUCUGGCUAAUGACUCAGACGCUGAAAUUGCAGCGAAUUUAAAACCUUUUAAAAUUUAUCGUCAAGAUCAUGAUUCAGACAAGUACUCCAGCAUGGCCAUCGAGGCUAUUAAGUUUGUUCUUGUUGACACUAAACUACAAGAAUCCCGGUCCUUCCUUUUACUGUAUAGAAAGAACAACUCUAGCGUAUCACAAUAUAUAGAAGCAUUGCGAUAUCUCCUUAAUACUACACUGAUUCUCAACCACUAA
This is a messenger RNA of Paramuricea clavata, 4354 nucleotides long. The record is from the annotation of a GenBank genome assembly. Lineage: Eukaryota; Metazoa; Cnidaria; Anthozoa; Malacalcyonacea; Plexauridae.